GUACCUACCUGGUGUCACGUGACUCCCCCGGAGUUUCAGUACCUGCUCCAGGCGUCUAAUUGGACGCUUGAGGUCAUAUGACGCUUAACGUUUGAUUCGUCGCAGGUGAUGUUUGUUGGUUAUUUGUGUCCUAAACCGUAGACUUGCGUGCGCAGGGUUACUUUUAGACCCUUUCUUUUCAGCUGAUCCCCAAGUCACCAGGUUUCUGAGUGAUAAUGAGCACCACGUGGGGUUUGUGCUUGUAGUGUAAACUCCAUCACCAUGUGCAGUAACGUGUCUUUACAGGGUGACCUAAACGAGUUAGAUGUCAAAACCACAGACACACUGAGGCUCCUGGAGGCUCACCGGCCCAUUAAAGUGGGGAUUAUUUUGGUUGUGGGUGUUAUGAUUACUUUGGGGAACGUGGCCGUGGUGUCGGUGAUUUAUUCAGCGGUACCGGGAUGGUCGAGAAACUCGCGGUAUUUUUUAUUAUCGUUAACCGGAGCGGACUCGGCGUUCGGUCUGAUCGUCAUGCCGAUGAACCUGUGUGUGAGUCUGGUGAAGGACUACAGUGACGAGCCCGACCCGUUCUGUCACGUCGUGGCUUUCUUUAACGCCACCGUGUACUCCACGUGUAUGUACACGCUGGCCAGCAUCAGCCUGGAGCGCUAUGUAGCCGUGUUCUAUCCGCUGCAGUACUCCAGCAUCCUGACCCGGAGACGCGCCCUGAUGCUCAUCGCCUUCGCCUGGAUCUUCCCUCCGGUUCUGCUCGUGCCCAUCACGUGUCCGGAGGGAAUCAUAGACGUGCACUUCUCCACGGCGUCCUUGGUGUGCAACCCGUCCUACUCUAGUAACGUGACGUACUCUCUGACUCUCACCGGCUUCAUCUUCUUCCCCUGCUCGGCUCUCAUGACCUUCUGUAACCUCAGGCUGUGGUUCGCAGCCAGGAGACAGAGGAGGAGGUUGAGGAGACACGCAUCCGGUCGGUGGACACGACCAAACGUGGCUUCGCGUGUGCUGGUGCCCGUCAUGACCGCCUACUACACGUGCUGGACCCCCUGCAUGGUCGUCAUGAUCUACACCGCAAUAUCAGGCAGCGGCGUCCCAGAAUGGGUGGAAUUUGUGGCCGUGUGGUUACCGACCUCCAACGGCUUCCUCAACUGUGUCUUUUACUUUUGGAUUAACCAAAGCUUCAGGAGAAAAUUCCACUCAGUCCUGCAGAGAUUGUGUUUCGGGAUUUGUCCUGACUCCAAACCGGUGCAUGACUCUGUGAUGGCUACUGUAAAUAACAACACCGUACAGGACAGGUCUUCCAGCAUGUCGUCUACAUGCGCUUUACUCCCAGACGCCGUCGAGACGUACAUCUGACCACCAGAAACAAAGUGAACGUCCAACAACUGGCCGUCUAAAGCUAUGAAUGAAUUUCUCUGAUGUGGGGAAUCAGUGAAGUACCUGUGGAUCACUGGUAUGGUUCAUUUUCAGUCUUCAUAGUCAUACAGACUUUUAGCUUGUUGGCAAAUCGUGCCUUUUUACAUUCACUGCACUUAUUUAAUUCCUGUUUUUUUUUUUGUUUUUUUUUUUAAGGUACCCACAGACUUCUUCAUCGUCUUAUUUUAAGCAGGUCAUAUAAUAAUAAAAUGAAUCAAUCCAACAUUAUCAGCGAGGUUCAGAUUUUGCCAAACGUCUCGUUUUCCCACAAUAAUAAUCCGUAUUGUCUGGAAUUGCACCUUGAUUAUUUUCCCCCUCAUUUUAAAGUUCAGUCGACUGCAUAAUGAAAGUUGUGUUCUGUCAGAUUUUAUCAAUAUGUCAACAGCCGGCAGUACAAAAGGUUAACCUUUAUACAAAAGGAAAGUAAUUAGGCAUUUAACGUCAUGUAAAGGUCAGCUCAGCGACGUCUGUUGGAAAGACACUAGUUUUUUUUUUUCCUGCUUUCUUUUUCUUUCAUUUGGAGGUCCAUGUGCCCUUUAUCUACUCUCCUGUUUUAUGCACAUAGUCUGAAUGUAAUUCAAUUGCUUAUGACUGUGUUAAGGCUAAACACUUCAUAUUCUGGCACUUUUUUUUUGUAUUCACAUAAUGCAUAAUAUUUUUUCCCUGUUGUAAAAUUGUAAUAUUUUUUAAAAAAAAAUACUUUUGUCAGCAGCUUGUGAUUUUUUUUUUUUUUUUUUUUUUUGUUAAACAUUAGAGGCCUGUUAAUGUCUGUAAUAUAUUUCAUAUUUCAGAAAAAGAAAAAAAAAUGUAAAGUAUUUUUGUAAAUAAGUCAUUUUAGUGUUAAUGUUGUUAAAUGUUUGUGCUGUAAAAUAAAGCUUAAAAGCCCUUGUAUUAGA
This is a messenger RNA of Tachysurus fulvidraco (yellow catfish), 2303 nucleotides long. RefSeq lists its product as uncharacterized. The record is from RefSeq and is a predicted model, not a curated record. Gene Ontology annotation, cellular component: membrane. Bases 262 to 1347 code for a protein of 361 amino acids. NCBI's taxonomy places the organism in Eukaryota, Metazoa, Chordata, Actinopteri, Siluriformes, Bagridae. Gene Ontology annotation, molecular function: G protein-coupled receptor activity. The transcript is spliced from 2 exons. Gene Ontology annotation, biological process: G protein-coupled receptor signaling pathway.